Molecule: messenger RNA, 6221 nt
Organism: Micropterus dolomieu (smallmouth bass)
Lineage: Eukaryota; Metazoa; Chordata; Actinopteri; Centrarchiformes; Centrarchidae
Product: A-kinase anchor protein 13-like
Biological process (GO): regulation of Rho protein signal transduction; adrenergic receptor signaling pathway; positive regulation of canonical NF-kappaB signal transduction
Cellular component (GO): membrane; actin cytoskeleton
Molecular function (GO): MAP kinase scaffold activity
Source: RefSeq, a predicted model, not a curated record
GGAGAAAGAUGUGGAUGAGGGAGUUCCCAGUGAGACAGAAGAGGACAGGCGGCUGCAGGAGAACAGAGCAAAGGAGAUACGAGAGAUUCUACGAAGGAAAGAUGAGCAGAUCAUCUCAUUAUUGGAGGAGAAGGUCCACAUCUUCAGAGAGCUGGGCGACUGUAAUAUCGCCCCUGAUGAUAUAAACCCACCAGUCAAGGAACGGAUGUUAUUCAGGGCCACGCCUGAUGAUGUCACAAAGGGGGAGCCAAUCAUAAAGGAUGCCCUGAAGGAAUUGGAGACCCUGCAGGCUUUAGUCAGUAGUGGUGUUGGUGGAGCAGAAUGCAGUCUUGCAGUUGGCCUGACAGGAGGCAGUGUGGGACCGGUCUCUUUGCCCAGGAGAGCUGAGACGUUCGGAGGCUUCGACAGUCAUCAGAUGAACAGUAGCAAGAAUGGAGAGAAGGAAGAGGGGGAUGACUCACUGGACCUCCGCAGGACUGAGUCAGACAGCAUAUUGAAGAAGGGAGCCACUGCCAGCCUACAGAUAUUCCUGAAGAGAUACAAUGAGGUCAAGCACAGUGUGACAUAUCUUCACGACCUGCUGAUUUCACUGCAGGCUGUAGUGGUCCAGCAGGACUCAUUUAUCGAGGACCAGCGGCAGGCCCUGACCGACCAGCUCACCGCUAACUCCUCCAGACACUCAUUCUCUUCCUCGCUCUCAUCCUCUUCCUCAUCACGACCCUCCUCCCUCAUUGAGCAGGAGAAACACAGGAGUGUGGAGAGACAGAGACAAGAGGCAGCCAGCCUGCAGAAACAGCAGGCUGCACACCAGGAAGAAAAGAGAAGGAGAGAAAAGGUAUGGGAGUUGAAGGAGAAAGGUCUGGCAGAGCGGGAGGAGAGGCUGAGGAUGGAGGAGGACGAGACCAGGAGGAAGCAUCGGGAGCUGACGGAGGACCGAGAGAUGCUGCAGAGGAAGAAAGAGGAGUACCAGAGAGAGCUGGAGAUGCUGAGGGAGGCCCGUAGGAGGCUAGAAAGAGACACGGAGGCUCUGAGGAGAGAUACAGACAGCCUGGAAGCCAUGAAGAGAGACCAGUCGGAGCAGCUUCAGAAGUACCAGCGGACUCCCUCCACCACCUCUGAAGACUCCAUAAUUUUCCACAGCUCCGGGUCUCUGAAUCUGGAUUCAAAAGAAGCAGCAGAACAGCCAAAAGAGGUGGAGCUCUCAUCCUCUGCUCCAACCAAAGAGCUUUUUCUCCGCAUCGGAUCUAAGAGGAUGGGCAAAAACUUUAACCCCUUCUCCUCAUCCUCCUCCUCUAAGCCUCAGGGAGCACAGAAGGAGUCCCAACUACCCACAAGACUGCUCCAGCUGGCCAAACCCAAAGAGAACAAAGACAAGAAGAAGAAGAAGAAGAAGGGGAAAGGAGGGGAGCAGACACAGACAGAAAGCAAAGUGAUGUCGGAUCCUCAGAAUGAUGGCGAUAUAUUCUUCUGCUGAGGACCGGACGAUGCACAUGUGAACUUCUACCCUUCCAGAGAAACAAGAGAGCUGGCCAGUGCAUUAAACAGGACCAGAGUGACCCUUAACUCUCUAUUUGGAUCUAAAAUGUCCACGUGUCUUUGCUGACAUUCUGGCCCCUGGACACUGUCCCUGACUUCCUGUCAGACCAUCAUGGAUGAGAAGCCAGGUUCCCCAAGAUGACAGUCUGACUUACCUGCACGUGGCCCAAGUAAACAAAGGUAAUGACCUCCUCCCAGAGACACCAUGCGAAGUUCUGAUGAUUUAAUUGGGAUCAUCAAGAAUAUUCUUGGCACAUCGACAGAAUAGCUCCUCUCCAUCAAUUAGAGAUGUGAUGGAAAGCCAAGGAGGAUCAAACUGUAUCAGAGAAAAACAGAUUUCUUGAUUUCCUCCAGCUGUCAGUCAGCACACAUCACAUAAUGCUUCAAGUCAAAUCUCCAUAAGGCUUUAAGGCUUUAAACUUUGCAGACCUUAGCUUUACACAAUAAUAAGUGCCAAUUUCUAAUGGUUGUGGAGCUGUUGACUCAGUUACACAGUCCGGGCUGAACACUUGAGGAACUUUUAACCUAGUGUCUGAUUUGUGUGUCCCUACAUUGACAGCUUGUCAACUUAACUGAUAAAGUCAAGCUUAAAAAUGUAACAUAAGAUGGAGGAACAGAUAGCACCUGACAUGGUGUUUGUAGCACUAACCCAUGAACAAGUCUUCUGUUUCUCACUGUCCGACAUAAUCCAUCAAUGCCACAUCAGAGAGAUGGAGGAAUCUACAGAGACAGGCUUGUCUCACAGUCAGUGGACUGUGAGACAAGCCACAGGACACAAGACGUGAGUGGGAAUUUGGAUUAGCAAAGACUUAAGGCUCUCAUAUCGUCUCUUCCUACUGAAUUAAGUGCAUGCUGAAAUCAGAUGUUUUUAAUACAGCUGUUGUCAGAUCUUCAUCUCCAAUUUGUCUCAAAUAAUUCAUUAUUCUAUUUUAGUUGGUCAUGAAAUGUACCAGCCAGUACAAACAACAGCUCAGUAUGAGCUUUGUAGAAGAAUCAGAGCUCAUGGCAGUCAACACAACAGGAUCAGGAAUACAGUGCUUUUAUCAUGCAUUUUACAUACAUAAGAGAGUGAAAUCUAAUCAAUAAAUCAAAAUUUUCUUCUAUUUUUUAUCUCGCACACACAAGUUAUUAUCUUGUACUUAAAAUGAAUAUCAUCCAUCAGGACUUUUUGGGGGCUCCAUGCGUAUGCUGUCUUCUUUCAAACAUUUCACAUACUUUCAAAUUUUUACAUGUCCAUUUAAUUGAAAUUGUGUAAUGACAAGUGGGCUUCUGGGGAAGGGAUCCUUAAAGAGACAGGAUCUGUCUGUCUAUUUGUUUCAGACACAAUGAACAGCAUGAGGGCCCAAUUUAAGAUAAAUAAGGACUUUUUUAUGUAAAGCUACUCUAGUCCCAGAAUAAAAAUAUAAAGCUGCAAAUGAGCACGGAGGACUUCCUGUCACAUCAAUCAAUACCAAUCAUUGAUAAAGUCUAUCAUUAUAGACGGAAACCAAGUCCUUGACGAAUACUAGAGAUUGUCAGACACUAUAUUUAGGUCAGUUAAAGAGGAGCAGAGUAAUUUCCCCUGGUCUUUAAUAGUAUAUUUGAUCAUAGUGUGUUGGUAAGACACCCUCUUGUUUUCUGAUGUGCUUCUAUUUGUCAAAUUAGUUUUGCUUUUACUGAGUGGCACAUCCCUAAUUCUCUGCAGUUCCCUCUACUCUUUGUGGCUAGUCUUUAUUUUGAAACAAAGUAAACAAGUAAAUAAAUCAAAGUGAAUUCCUCUGCGACAGAAGAAUAUUGCUGUUAAAAAGAGAAACUAGAGUACUAAUGGAAUAAUGCUGCACAUUAUAUUGAUUACCAUGUAUGUGAUAUUUACUGGUCAUAUGAUUUUUCUAUAAAUAUUUUGUUUUAUUUUACACCUAGCAACUAUUUGAGAAUUUACAGUAUAUAUUAAAGUCAGGUUUAAUCUAGAGUCAUGCUUUUAUUUUGGUAGAGCAAAAAUAAAGUGUGCACUGAACUCAGGAUUUAUAAAGCAGUAAUUUUAGAUUUGUUCUAACUGUUUUGCAUUUCAUUGGAAAGACGGUUCAUAAGUGGAUCCUCUCUUCUGAAAUGAGAGAAGAUCAAAACUAUUUAAAAAGAGUUUCUCUUACACAAAAUCUACCUGAUGCACUGCAGAUAUCACUCUUAGAGAGGGAGCAAAAAGAGCAGCAUCUGUUAAUAUUCCACCCUUCCUGAAAAUCCUUCCCCUUAACCCUUUGUCUUGUCUGUACUCGUCCCCUCUCCAGCCUCGCUUGGUGUAUUGAUAACAAAUCAAGUAGAUGCCCUGAGUCUCACAUUCAUCCAUCCUCCCAUCUAUCCACAAUAGCUUUACAUUUGUACCACACUGAUUUUGUCCCCCAAUUUAUUUGAAGCUCUCUAAGCCAUUCAUGAUAUCUGAAUAAUAUUUCAGCCCACAGUGUGGUUUCCCGCCAUGCUGCUGAGAGGAACAGAUUUCUACUAAGCAGCACAUCCCUAAUUCACUGCAGUUCCCUCUCCUCUGUGUGGCUAGUUUUCCUUAGUCCCUCAGACUCAGAAGCAAAAACACAGUGAGGUCACUUUGGAAACCUAUUCAUAUUAUCGGAUUCACAUCAAAACCAGUAUUUUGACAGUAUCAUACAGCCUUCAUAGAUCUUAAAUAACGGAAAUGUGUUAAAUUAAAUGCAUUAGUUGUGCAUAUAAUACUGAUCUGCUCUGUAAAUAAGAUGCCCUGUAGAUAUUUCAUAGUUUGUUAUGAAAUGUUGUGAACUUCCAAAUUAAAAGAGAAAUUUCUAAGCUGUUAGAUUUCAACCCCUAUUAUUUCAUUAGUUUUGUUGUGUUUAAUGUUUAAUCAGGAUGUGUCGUGUAUAUUUUAUGAGCAUGUUUCUAAUUAACCUUUUGACUUUAUUUUAAGAUAAAUGAAGAAUGUAUGUUUAAAUACUACAGAUACUUCUUGUACAUUAAACAACCCAAGCUGUUUGAAACUUUAUAAAGUUUAAUCUUAAAAAGAUACAAGGUGUUCUUUUAUAUAUUAAAACCCAUCAUUUAUCCUUUUUAACGCUUGUCUACAUCUCCAGAAAAGUUGGGAUAUUUUCCAAAACGCAAUGAAAACAAAAAUCUGGGAUGUGUUAAUUCACAUAAACCUUUAUUUAAAUGGCAAAAGUAUUACCAUUGGUAGUUGUGUUACAUCAACUUUCCUUUUAAUAACACUUUCAGAUCGUUUGGGAAGUUAAGAUACUAAUUGUGCCAGUUUUGCAAUUGGAAUUUUUGUCCAUUCUUGCUUGAUACAAAACUUCAGCUGCUCAACAGUCUGUGGUCGCUGUUGUCUGAUUCUCCUCUUCAUGAUGCUCCAUACAUACAUUAGGAGACAAAUCUGGAAUGGUAGCAGGCCAGUCAAGCACACGCAACAAGCCACGCUUUUGUAGACCAUGACAAAUGAGGCCUUGGCAUUGUCCUACUGAAAUAAGCACGUAUGUACUGGGAAGAGACAGUAUGUCACAUAUGUUGAUGGCAAUGUAUGUGUCUCUAAAAUCUCAUUAUGCCUCUGCGUUGCUGAGAACUCGGAGGUCUCUCUUUCUCACAAAUUUUGGCACAAAGGGGUGAGCAACGACCCCUCCUUACUUGCAAAGACUGAGCCUUUGGUGGAUGCUACAAUUAUAAUCAAUUAUGACACUUCACCUGUUACAAAUUAACCUGCUUAUUGUGGAGUCUUCUAAACAGGUGUUACUUGAAUAUUCUGUGCAGGUUUCAAUCUUAUUUUAACUCUGUCCCAACUUUGUUGAGUCUGUUGCACGCACAAAACUCUGUUUAUAUUUACAAAAUACAAUUACACUGGUCAGUAAAACUAUUGAAAAUCUUUUCUUUAUACUUUUGUCAGUUAAAUAAAGGUUUAUGUGAAUGAAAAAAUCCCAAAUAUUUGUUUUUAUUGCGUUUCGGAAAAUAUCCCAACUUUUCUGGAAAUGGGGUUUGUAUAUUUCAAGCACCAACAAUUAGUGUAAACACAACAGCAAUGGUAGCAGCUGUGAUGAGGGAGAUUAGCUUAAAUACCAAUUUACACUUAUCAUCCACCUCCUCUCUGAUCUAGACAACCCCCUAAAGUGAUGUCCUUCAGUGGGUUAUGUCCAAACCACACGGAGUUAAUUUCACUGUAGUUUUAAUCAGUGGAAAUGAGCGUGUGCAGGGUCUUUCAGCUCAGUCCAUAAUCUGCAGCUUUUGGAUCCCUGAAAACAAAAUUAGCUGAAUCACAGAAACAACAUUUGAUCAGAGAUUUUUGUGGUUUUAAGAGGAAGUGAAACUUGAAACAUUAACUUUUGCUGAGAGGUAAGCAAGCUGGGAGACUUGGCUCUCUCCUGCUCUACAUUGUUCCCACUCAGUGUGCACUAGAAGUUUACUAAAACCAUUCAUGAGGAACUUUACAAACUCACAUUGGACCUUUUUGCACUGUGAGCUUUUUUAAAAAUGAUUUGUCCUAAAAACAGAAGGUACAAAGUAUGUUAUGUAAAACCAAAACAAGGGCAAAGCAAAAAAAAAUGUAAAUAUGUUUUAUGUACAAAUUUGAACCAAAGUAUUGAUGACUGUGUUUAGUUUGAUGUUUUUUUUUAAUAAAUAAUAAAGUUGUAUUUAACUGUCUUCUUCCUGUUUUGAAAAUGUACAUUUUCCCUAUUCAAUAAAUAACUAUGCUGUUUGUCAUGUCA